AUGGCGGUUAUUUUAGCAAUGAUGUCAAGGGAACAAAGACGAAAUGCUUUGCCCCGUGAACCUGCUUCGGUUAGGGAUAUUCAUCGAAGUGCACACAUGACUCGGAUAUUAGAUGGUGGUGUCCACAACUGUGUUGAAUACAUACGGAUGUCUAAGGACACCUUUCUCAAACUUUACGCUAUUCUAAGGGAAUGUGGUCAUUUGAGAGAUACCAUUCAUGUCGCCGUUGAGGAACAAGUCGCAUUGUUCUUGCACAUUGUAGGACACCAUGCAAAGAACAGGGCAAUGAAAAUUGAUUUUAUUAGAUCAGGGGCAACUGUGAGAAGAUAUUUUAAUGAUGUGCUUCGAGCAAUUUGUAGCAUUAGAGAUUUAUUUGUCAAACAACCGGACACAUCAAUACAUCCUGAUAUAGAAUUCAACCCAAAUUUCUAUCCUUUUUUUAAGGAUUGCAUUGGCUUUAUUGAUGGGACUCAUAUAGAUGCGAGGGUCAGUGCAAAUUUAGUUAGCAAAUUUCGGGGCCGCAAGGGCAUUACACAGAAUGUCCUAGCAGCAUGUGACUUGGAUUUAAAAUUUACAUACAUUCUUGCCGGUUGGGAAGGUUCGGCAAAUGAUUAUCUUGUAUUGAAGGAUGCAUUAUCACGACCACCACCAUAUGGGUUGCAUAUUCCUUCAGGAAAAUACUACCUUGUUGAUGCCGGAUACACAACAACACAAGGUUUCAUAUCUCCUUAUCGGAAAGUUAGAUAUCAUUUAAGAGAACAAGUAGGCCGAAGGCCCCAAAAUGCAAAGGAGCUUUUCAACCUUCGUCAUUCUCAACUUAGAUCAAGAAUAGAAAGAGCUUUUGGGAUUUUAAAGAGUCGGUUUCGGAUUUUGGACUCAAGGCCAUUUUUUCCUUUUAAUGCCCAAGUGGAUCUUGUUCUUGGAUGUUGUGUGUUGCAUAAUUUUGUGAGAGAAAUUGAUCCCAAUGAUAUAAUAGCCCAUGAAGGUGUAGGUAAUGAAGAUGAAAUACCUACAAAUGAUAGCCCUAACACGUUAGGUGAACGACGUGAGGCUCAAAGUCGAUGGAGAGAACUAUGUGAGAACAUCAAAGAUGAAAUGUGGCAUGACUAUGUUUCACGCGGUUGCACAUCACAAGUGCCACUGUAA
Messenger RNA from Dioscorea cayenensis subsp. rotundata (Guinea yam), 1146 nucleotides. RefSeq names its product putative nuclease HARBI1. Lineage: Eukaryota; Viridiplantae; Streptophyta; Magnoliopsida; Dioscoreales; Dioscoreaceae. Bases 1 to 1146 code for a protein of 381 amino acids. The transcript has 3 exons. The record is from RefSeq and is a predicted model, not a curated record.